AUGAAAAGCCCAGAUCUCGGGCACAGGUGCCAUGUUGGAAUACGUGGGGGAAACGGAUUCAGUGAGGCAGGAGAAACACCAAGUUCGGUGAGGCGAGGCUCUGAUGUGGUGAAAUUUGGUUGGGGUUUUCCCCGCCUCGCCCAAUUCAAUUCCGGGUAUGAGAACAUGGGAAAGUCCCAUUGUCUAGUGACAGAAGCCUGCAGGCUAAUCAAAUUCGAUCAUAUUGCUUCCGUCUCAUGCUGCAGGGAGAUUUUCGUCAUUUCAGUUAUAAUAUGCAUAGCUUCAUUUGGGUGUGCUCACUCGGCUCACAUUUACAAUGUUUUGGAUUUUGGAGCUGUUGGCAAUGGCAUAUCUGAUGAUUCCCAAGCUUUUCUAAAAGCGUGGGCGAGAGCGUGUGGUGAUGGUGGGCCCAAUCCCAGCCUACGAAUCCCAGCUGGGAAGACAUUUCUACUGAAACCCGUGGUCUUCAAUGGGCCUUGCAAGUCUACUGCCAUCGGUUUUCAGGUUCUUGGAAAUCUGAUUGCUCCUAACACUAUUGAGGGGUGGGGUGGGGCCAGUAACUGGUUGACCUUUCACGGUGUAGAUGGCCUCAAAAUUUUCGGAUCUGGAAGAAUUGGAGGUCAGGGUGCCGUUUGGUGGAGCAGGUCUUGCAGAAGACACCCUGAGAAGAAAUGCACGGACGCACCAACGGCACUGCUAUUAGAUGCAUGCAAUGACCUUCAUGUUACCGGCAUAACGCUUUUCGACAACCCAAGGAAUCAUAUCUCCAUCGACGGAUGCAACAGUGUAUACAUCUCUUCAGUUACUAUAACAGCCCCUGCAAAUAGCCCAAACACUGAUGGUAUAGACAUCGUACACUCCCAAUAUGUGAAUAUUUGGCAAUCCACCAUAGGAACAGCCGAGCACAUGAAUGAGGUCAGCAAUAUAGUGAAUCAGCUUUCUGUUAUGAAGAUGGUCCUAGAUGAUGAAUUACAGAAAUGCACGGACGCACCAACGGCCCUGCUAUUAGAUGCAUGCAAUGACCUUCAUGUCACCGGCAUAACGCUUUUUGACAACCCAAGGAAUCAUAUCUCCAUCGACGGAUGCACCAGUGUAUACAUCUCUUCAGUUACUAUAACAGCCCCUGCAAAUAGCCCAAACACUGAUGGUAUAGACAUUGUACACUCCCAAUAUGUGAAUAUUUGGCAAUCCACCAUAGGAACAGGAGAUGAUUGCAUUGCUAUUGGUAAUGGCGGCAAGAACAUUAAAAUCAGCUGGGUGCAUUGUGGACCGGGCCAUGGUAUAAGCAUUGGAAGCUUAGGACAAGACGAUGGAUUUGCAGCCGUUGAACAGGUCCAAGUGUUGAAUUGUACAUUCACAGGAACUUCGAAUGGGGCCAGGAUCAAGACAUGGCCGGGAGGGUCUGGGUACGCUCGACGGAUUUCAUUUGAAGACAUGCAUAUGAACGACACGGAUAAUCCAAUCAUCAUCGACCAAUACUAUUGUGAUGGUCACAAGUGCCACAAUCAAACGUCGGCAUCGGCCGUUGACGUAAGCGACGUACGGUUUGUUGGAUUUCAUGGGACGUCGAGUAAGGAGGUGGCCAUCAACCUAGAAUGUAGCAACACUGUCGGCUGCACCGACAUUGUUCUCAACAAUGUUCAACUUACACCUGCUGUUCCAGGAAUGAAGCUAUCAUCCUAUUGCAACAAUGCACAUGGGCCCACUUGCACUUCCUGCGUGCCCCAAGUUCCAUGCCUAAGCUAAUGGCUCGAUGUUGUUGUUGGUGGUGGUGUAGAUUAUUUUUUCACUGCCUGUUUGGACAGCACAAAUAAACUUUGGAAAACUGAUAGAAAUGAAAAAUCUAUUUCAAGUAGAAAUGUGUGGAAAUGAAAAGUGUUUUUUUUUUUCCUGAAAAUAUGUUUUAUCUUCCAUUUUAGCAGUCUGGAACAAUGUUUUCAUAGAAAACAAAAUGUGCCACACAUGUGCCAAAAAGCAAACUUGCAGAAUUGGUCCCAAUGUAGCACACUUGUGCAGGAUCUGAGCCUUGUAUCUUAUGGGCUGCUGUGUGAACAUUUCUACAUCUAGUAGGAGGUGAUCUUCUUUCUAUCUUUACAUUUUCCUCAUGCAAUGUGCCUACAUGAUAAGUGGUCUAGUCUA
Messenger RNA from Magnolia sinica, 2139 nucleotides. Its product is annotated as probable polygalacturonase At3g15720. Gene Ontology annotation, molecular function: polygalacturonase activity. Gene Ontology annotation, biological process: carbohydrate metabolic process. The transcript is spliced from 13 exons. The coding region runs from base 1 to 1746 and encodes 581 amino acids. NCBI's taxonomy places the organism in Eukaryota, Viridiplantae, Streptophyta, Magnoliopsida, Magnoliales, Magnoliaceae. The record is from RefSeq and is a predicted model, not a curated record.